Messenger RNA from Symbiodinium pilosum, 720 nucleotides. The record is from the annotation of a GenBank genome assembly. Lineage: Eukaryota; Dinophyceae; Suessiales; Symbiodiniaceae.
AUGACGCCCCCGCCGAUUCCGAUCCUUCUUUUCUCGUUGCUGGCCUUCUGGUUGAUGUACUACGCAGACGUCGUGUUGGUCCGGGACAGGCUCGGCUCUCUGCGUUCAUGGCAAGAAUUUGCCGCAGCAACGCUUUGGUGCACCGUGCAAAAUCUUCUGGCGGUAGUAGCUCCAUGGACCUUCGCCCGCCAUUCGGGUGCAACACUGCAGGACCUGGGUCUCCGGAUGCCUGACCUGGCAGACCCCUGCUACCAGCUGCUGUUGAGCUGGCUGUUUGCCGCGCAGCUUCUCAAAGCCUUUCCCGACUUAAAAACUGGGAAAGACUUCUUGAGGGAUGGUGGCAUCUGCACCCAGAUUGCUUGGAAUGCUUCAACGCUGUGGAAAUGGUUCUUUGCGUAUUGCUGGGUGCAGCAAAGCGCCCGGCAGCUCGGGGGACCCAUCGCUGCCCUCUUGAUGAGCACCUCCUUCUUCACGCUCUUCCAUGUCGGAACCCAAGAUGUCGCGUACCUGAAGAGGGCCUGGCUGGUGAACGCUUUCUUCGCGGUGCCUUUCCUUUUUUUUGGCUUCUGCGUUAUUUGGCCGCUGGCUGUGGGAACCGGCGGUGCCGUCGGCACUACCAAGAGCAAUCGAUUCUUUCGGUGGAUCCAUGUCCGGGCACAGCUCGCAGGGUUUCUCCUCGCUGUUGCCUUGGGCUAUGCUGCGGAGCUUCACCUGGGCUAG